This is a messenger RNA of Suillus paluster, 1776 nucleotides long. RefSeq lists its product as uncharacterized. The annotation marks the transcript as partial. Lineage: Eukaryota; Fungi; Basidiomycota; Agaricomycetes; Boletales; Suillaceae. The record is from RefSeq and is a predicted model, not a curated record. The transcript is spliced from 7 exons.
UCACUCUUGAAGUCUGGCUACCUCGGCUGCUCUCCUCUUCAACCCACACUUGCAAUAUCUUUGGGUUGCCUCGAGCUCUACCACCAAAUACGCCGGAGAAAGCCAUCAUUCAGUGUGCAGGGGAUGGUGAAGGUACUGUGCUCUCUUCACAAUCGCACUUAUUUUCAGUCCUUACACGACCAGUUCGCUAUCGCGUUCGACACAUAUCUUGCCAUUUUGCGCGAGGUGAGAACGCUCGUCGAUCAAGCACUAGGUCGAGACACGCCACACUGGCGUAUGCUUCAUGCAUGUCCAGUGUGCAACUACAAGCAACCUGAUGAGCCCCCUCUUUAUCCUGCACGACUUGAUGCCUUUGAUGGCAACAACUCGCUGAAACGAGUCAACGGCUCUGGCCAUGCCGACGAACGUUCUUUCCCAUCUACAUAUCUUAUCCCCGCUGCUGAGGUGGAUCUAUUCAAAGACGAUGUCCGCCUUCGCCCAGGGACCCGAAUGACCACAGGCGACAACGUCCAUCUCUCAAACAUCCCAGGGACCCAAGCGACCACAGGGGAUGAGGUCCUUCCAUCAAACAAUUCGACUUGUACCGAAAACUGGAGGGUCGCGAACACGACAUCCGAAAACAGCACCAACGUCUUCGAUCAGACCGGUGUCUUUGUUAGCGCAUGUCGCCAUGGUAUUGUUCAAACUUUAGUUGAACUGCGCCGAAGCGGUGAACUUGCGAAAUAUGCCCUAGCAACAGCAAAUAAACUGAUUGACGUGUAUGGAGCCAAUGGUGUGACCGGAUAUGACAUCGGGUGUUCUUUUUCCAAGACAAUUGCUGCAAGUUCGGUUGCUGACAAAGUCAAGAAGGUCAACCAUCGUUUCGUUGUCAAUGCCUUUCACGGGCACGCUCACAACCGCCGUUGUCAACUCCAGUAUCAUACGCUUUAUCAGAAAGGUCUGGGGAUUGAAGAUCUCGAGACUUGUGAGCGUGUCUUUGCAGGUUCAAAUGCUGUUGCCCCACUUAUACGGCACGCAUCAUAUUUUCAUUGGCUGCAAUUUAUCGACCUUCAAUUUGAUCAAUGGGAUCUAGAUCGCUAUCAAGAACUCAGUCAGUUUCUGUACAACAACUAUAAACAGGCGCUUCACAUCAUCAAUGAUCUCGUGCCCGUCGUCCAGGAGUUGAAACAACAGCUCGAUCUUUCAGAUGCUGAUUUCGAGCAAUGGAACAUCGAAGAACUUCAAUAUCUGGAGGCUCUUGCUGCAGAACUGGAGUACGAUCCAGAGAAGAUCGCAUACGUCGAGGCCUUGCAGUCGUUGGCCAAGGCUGAAGCCGAAUAUGGUAGCAUUACUUCCGUUCAAUUUCUUUCAUAUGCGCUGGCCGAUUUCACACAGAACUCAGGUCUACGCAAAGGUCCACAAACUGCAACCAAAGCAUGUGAAGCUGAACGCCGAGCCACCCACAGUAAGCUUGCUCUCGAAAUGAAUGCAGUGCUUGACUUAGAGCACCGGCUUGGUCUUACGGAGCGCUGGACACCACGUGAUCCUGAAUAUCAAGAACCGCUCGAAUAUUUGAACAACAAUCGGUUCGUACAUGCAGUCCAGCGUCUCGAAGGACUUGUUGUACAAAGGCUGUUCGAACUUGCCAAGGCCAACUUGGCUAGUACAGGUUAUAAAAUGCGCCAACAGAUAUCCAAUGCAAUAACUCGCCGUUCGAGUGCGAUUCACCAUGCACUGGAACACUACAACCAACUCGCAGUGUCUGCAAUCCCCUCCAUGAGACAUUCUCAAGUUUAG